Messenger RNA from Topomyia yanbarensis, 4942 nucleotides. It is a transcript of the gene Regnase-1, whose product is annotated as probable ribonuclease ZC3H12C. NCBI's taxonomy places the organism in Eukaryota, Metazoa, Arthropoda, Insecta, Diptera, Culicidae. Bases 1302 to 3503 code for a protein of 733 amino acids. Gene Ontology annotation, molecular function: metal ion binding; RNA endonuclease activity; mRNA binding. The record is from RefSeq and is a predicted model, not a curated record. The transcript has 5 exons. Gene Ontology annotation, cellular component: nucleus; cytoplasmic ribonucleoprotein granule.
UGCUCAAGAAGUGUUGUUCGAGUCGUAUCGCGCUCAAGCUUUUUUUUUUUGGUGCUCGUGUUGAAUCUGCCUCAAAGUUCGCGUUUUCAAUGGUUUUUUGAUUCGUAACCUGGAUCGUGUCUUACGGGAGGUUGCUUAACGAAGAUCAUUAUUUUCACCGAUCAACGGGUGAAAGGUUCCUAGUUGACCGCAGAGAAAGGCAGUGAGUGAGUGCAGAACGGGGGUUAAAAGCCGCGGUUCUAAAGUGCAGGUUGCCUGUAGGAUAAAUCCCCCAAAAAGCAGUGCGAUAAAGCGCGAACUCCCUGACUGAGUGUGGUUGCACUCAAAGAGGAUGUUGAUUCGUGCAAGCAGUAUUCGGCCAUCAAUGUGAGGAAAAGAAGUCGGCAGCGCAAACAAAAUCACCAACGAGAGAAGAGUACAGUGGAGUGUAGUGUAAAUAUUUUUGUUGAAUAUUUUCAUCCUACCGACGUAUCAAUUGAAUGCUAAUAUAGCGAAGUGCUUCGAUGUAUGCUGAAGUGUACGUGUCUGCCUAUGUGCACAUGGAGUGAUUCGAGUGCGGAUUUGGUUGAGAAUGAUCCGUUGACGUCACAUGCCGUAAGCAGUCGUGGCAAAGAUUGGAAUCCAGAGGGGUCGACGUAAUCACAGCCGAGAGAGAGAUAGAGAAGAGUACGGCGCUACAAAGGCGUACCUACAUCAAGCAGCAAAAACAUCUCUAGCCACCCAGCGUGGUAACACACUCGGAGAACUGAGAGAUCGAUUAGGUCGUCAUCAGGUUCCCCCCACCCGAUCCCAAACCGAUUGCUACAUACCUGUUCGCGCUUAGUCAGCGCCAACGUCCGAAGCCCCCCAUCACGCGAGAGUUUUAAGCGAACGAGAGGUUUACCUUUUAGUUCCCAUCAUCGGCGGCUCGAUUACGGCAGCACAGGUUCAACGGCUCCGGAUCUGUUUUGUUCGUUCGCUGGGUCGGAAAGCAUAGCACGCAGGGAAGGGUGUGGUGUUGUGCAUUCGGGACUGGGGACACGCGAAAAACCGGUUGGAUCGUCUCCUCCGUGUGCUGUUGGCUGAUCUCUGCUUGCUUACUUGCUUGCUUGCGCGCGUCCAGGUGGGGCAGGCGAGAUCGUUUCAUCGUUCAUUCAAACGAGGGCGGCAUCCAGGCAACAGUGAAUGGGUCAUUUGCGAAACGGAUCUUGUAUCUACGAUAAAUAACAAAAUAUAGCGACUGAAAAACGAGACUUAGAAAGUUCCUAUUUUAUAUCGAAAUAAUCAGAAGGUGAUAUUUAGCUCGAACGAACGGUUGGAAAAUGCUUAUCACGACCAACUAUAGUCAGAAGCAAUACCUAGACUCGCUAUGCGUAACGGAAGCAGAAGACUCUAGCUAUGACAGUGACUGCGAUGGGGAUGACCUGUCUCAUCAGCAAGUGUCACGAACCACCAGUGACACGCUUGGGCAGGAGUUUGCCGAAUAUGUCUGCCAUUCGGAUCACCAGCUGCAACAAUUUCAGGACCGAUCACCCGGAUAUACUCAGCGAGUGGAGUUCGCGUUGAAAUUAGGAUACACUGAAAGGCUGGUCCAGGCAGCUCUGCAACGGUUGGGACCGAACCCCGCCCAGAAUGAGCUACUUGCGGAGCUGAUCAAAUUAGGGUCCCAACCCGGUAUUAAAGGUGCUACAGAGUUCACGGUGGACAGUGGUUUAAGUGAUCCACUUUCAACGGGAUCGUCCGAGUAUGGCGCCCUCAGUUUGUUGCUACCCGUUACGGGGAGCACUUUAGUGAUUGGCGGUAGCUCCAGUGCCAGUGAAGAAUCUCUUCGUCCAAUAGUGAUAGAUGGUAGCAAUGUGGCAAUGAGCCACGGUAAUAAAGAAGUGUUUUCGUGUAGAGGCAUUCGAUUGUGUGUGGAUUGGUUUAAGCAUCGGGGUCACAAAGAUAUUACGGUGUUUGUCCCCAAGUGGCGCAAGGAGAGUGCCCGGCCGGACAACCCGGUCAAGGACGGGGAAAUUUUGAACGAGCUGGAGAAGGAGCGAAUGCUGGUGUUUACACCGUCGAGAUUAGUCGGAGGAAAGCGCAUGGUGUGCUACGACGAUAGAUAUAUUCUAAAGCUCGCUGCCGAGAACGACGGAAUCGUGGUAUCCAACGAUAACUAUCGUGAUCUGGUGCAGGAGAGCUCCGAGUUCAAAAAGGUGGUCGAAGAGCGGGUGCUAAUGUACUCGUUCGUCAACGAUCGCUUUAUGCCGCCCGACGAUCCGCUCGGCCGUUCCGGACCAACGCUGGACAACUUUUUGCGCGUACAGCCCCGAAAAGGCGAUCCGCCACCACCGUGUCCGUACGGAAAGAAGUGCACCUACGGCAACAAGUGUAAGUUUUACCAUCCUGAACGGGGCAGUAUGCCACACAAGUCGGUUACGGAAAGAUUGUCGGAGUAUGCAGCCCGCCAUUUACAGGCUAGAAGUAGUGUGGGUGCAGGAGAAACCGCAGGAAAUACUAUCGGCGGACGCAAUGUAGUACAGGGCAAAUCACUCAGUGUGCCACUGUCGAACAGUAGUAGUGAAACUAGUCCAAUCAAUGAUAAAAGGAAAGCAUUAUGUCGAACAAGAUCCAAUGUACCUCCAGACAGUAGCAGCAUUAAUUUGGGGGAUCAGCUACAACAGCAAUCGCUACAUCCCCAACAGCAACAACAUCCGUACAUGCCAGCACAGAACCGAUCGAACUGGGAUCUUUCACCUCUUUCACCGCUGCCGCACAAUUUAGUCGAUUCACAAGCAUUUCCAAAAUCUCAUAGCAUAGAAAAUAUCUCCAAGGAGACGUACAACCAGCUCCACCAUUCGAAUAGUUACAGUGCAUCACUGUGGAAUCGACAGCAACAACAGCAGCAGCAACAGCAACAACAACAAGUUCAAUCGACGCAACCGGACCCAUGCGACCGCAACCAAGAUCCUAGUGUCAAUCUACACCGCAAGUUACAGCGUCAGCUGACGCUUAAUCCGGCCGGAUGUGAUCCUCGAAUCUAUCAGAUGCAGCGCAAUAAUGCUGCUGGACAGCAGCAAUCUCAGCAUCACUCGGCGGUGCAACUGUCGCCCCAUCGGCCACUGGCGCCCUCUCUGAGCGGAGGCGCCCGUUCAAACCCGGCAGCUCAAUGGGAUUUGCAUCAGAACGUAACUCGCAUUGCAUCAGCACCGGAUCCGUCCCGUCCCUGGCAUACUGGUCCACCGCCAGCUUCGUCGUCGGAGCCUCACAUCAAUCUCUGGCCGCCUCCAACUCAACAGCAGCAGCAACAACAACAGGUGGUAGUUUCCAACAAUGCCAGUACUGGUGGUGUCAUAGGUCCUCCUCUGCCGCCUCCGAAUCCAACGCAUCAACAGUUGCAAGAUCAGCGCCGCCGGUUGCAUUACCAUUUGGCUAGUAUUUUCCCGGAAGAACAGGUGCAGUCAGUAAUGCAAAUGUAUCCUGAUGAAACAAAUCCGCAGAAGAUAUGCGCCGCUAUACUGUCCAUGUUUCCCAAGAUGUAAGAUUCGGUUUACUUAUUGUUGUAUAUACUGCCUAUUGCAAACAAAAGUUUAGGCAAUUUUCGAAUGUUUUUAUUGGUCAAACGAUGUGGCAUCGUUCUACGUACCUCAGCUACGACAAGGCGUUGUGUCCUCCUAGAGGACUUGAAAUAUAUGUUUUCUGUUCUUUUAAAGACGAAAUACUCAGCCAGUGUUACAACUAUUAGUAGGGAUGUAAAUUCAACACUCUAAUAUUUUAGGUGCCAAAAGUCUAUUCCUCUUUUUAGGUAAAAUCAAACGAAGAAACAAGGAUAAAAAAAACAUUGUUCAAAUUAUCGCUUCCAGUCGUUGAGAGAAUUCCAAUUUUAUAAAUCUUAAACCUAUUUAAGACAAACGCAAAACUUAUCUUUAAGGACCAGAAAUUCUAAUCUCAACUACUGCUCUCAGCACAAUUUGCAGCAGCAUUUUCUGUUUUACUUUUACCACAUAUUAAUAUUCUUACACCCAACUAUCUCGAUUGUAAACUAUUUAAUCGAUACUUGUUAGUUCUGUUUUUCUGUUGACUAUAUAUAAAUUGACUAAAAAAAUAAACAAACCAUAACCAAGCAUCUUUCCUCUCAAUUCACUGUAAAACAUCUUGAAAGUUUUCAAUUUAUAAUACGUACUAAAACGGUAUUAGCCUAGCUUUAGAGAGCAUAAUAUGUUAGUCCGUCUGCCACCUUUGACGGAAUCACGACCUCUCCUUCUUUCAUUUUUUGCUUCGAAGGCGAUACGAUAACAAUAAUACAAACAUAUGAAAGGGCAGAAUCAUGAUAGGACAGAUUGGAAGCAGUCAGUUGCGUGUAAUAGUAGACAGCGAAGCCACUCAACUAGAAGCUGAAACCCCAUCAUUUCGUGUAACUUCAUAUUGAAGCACCUUCGUUGCGUUGCGUGGACGAACUUAACUUGUGUGUAUGUGGCGAGCAGCUCAGUCGUCUUCUCUCAGUUCUGUGUUCUAUCAGUAUUGUUCUCCGAUUUGUUUAAAACUUCAUGAAGUGUGGAUUUACUAGGCCGAUCUUUGUAUCCUUCUUUAGAUCAAAACACGACAUCAUUCAGAAUGAAUCCAGUUCACGAAAACAACAGGAAAAAAAAAGUUUCAUGGAAAGGAACGGGCGAGAAUAGUUUUAAAACUUCCUUUAAAUAAUAUUGCAUUCAAAGACAAUUUUACAGUACCAUUUUACUCUGAUAGAUUUGUUCUUAAUGUUUAUAAGAUAAUACCAGGAGUAGACAGGAUGGGCCGAAGGGUAGAUAGUAGACCAAGUGGACAAAUAAAUAUCACCAAGAGAAUGUUGAAAAAGCACGAAAUAAGAUAAAACGGAACUAUCUACAUGCUAUGCAUAUGAAACGUAAAAUGUGUAAAUUUGAAACAUUAUCAUGGAUAUGAGAGAAAGAUGAGUUUAAAAAUAUACAAGGUACAUAUUCAA